Messenger RNA from Vidua chalybeata, 555 nucleotides. Its product is annotated as cytochrome c oxidase subunit 5B, mitochondrial. Bases 50 to 430 code for a protein of 126 amino acids. The record is from RefSeq and is a predicted model, not a curated record. NCBI's taxonomy places the organism in Eukaryota, Metazoa, Chordata, Aves, Passeriformes, Viduidae. The transcript is spliced from 4 exons. Gene Ontology annotation, cellular component: mitochondrial envelope. Gene Ontology annotation, biological process: mitochondrial electron transport, cytochrome c to oxygen.
CGUCACUUCCGCUUCCGCCCGCGCCGGAAGUGCCGCCAGUCUCGCCGCCAUGGCCUCAAGGUUACUGCGGGUGAGCGCGGCCCUGCGGCUCCUGCCCGCGGCGUCGGCCCGCGCCGCGCCCGCCCGCCACCUCGGUGUGCCCGGGAACCUAGCCAGCGAUGAGGAGCAGGCGACCGGGCUGGAGCGGAAGGUGAUCGAGGCCAUGAACAAGGGUCUGGACCCCUACAGCAUGUUCCGGCCCAAGCGCUACGCGGGCACCAAGGAGGACCCGAACCUCGUGCCCUCCAUCACCAACAGGCGCAUCGUGGGCUGUGUCUGUGAGGAGGACAACAGCUACGUGGUUUGGUUCUGGCUGCACAAAGGCGAGGCCCAGCGCUGCCCCUCCUGCGGCACCCACUACAAACUGAUCCCCCAUGAGCUGCCCCACUGAGGGACCCCGGCCCCAAACUGAUCACCCACGCGCUGCCCCACUGAUGGGCUGGGGGUCCCCUCCCUCACUUCCCUGGGGUCCCCUGGAUGCCCCUGAGACCCCCAGAUAAAGAGGUUGUGUGGAGA